Molecule: messenger RNA, 5643 nt
Organism: Aptenodytes forsteri (emperor penguin)
Lineage: Eukaryota; Metazoa; Chordata; Aves; Sphenisciformes; Spheniscidae
Gene: ITGA6
Product: integrin subunit alpha 6
Exons: 25
Coding region: 134-3052 (972 amino acids)
Biological process (GO): integrin-mediated signaling pathway; cell-matrix adhesion; cell adhesion mediated by integrin
Cellular component (GO): external side of plasma membrane; integrin complex
Molecular function (GO): integrin binding
Source: RefSeq, a predicted model, not a curated record
GGUUGGAGCUCCUCGGGAAAAGGCCUUUCCAUCCCAACAAGCCAACAGAACAGGAGGGUUGUACAGCUGUGACAUCGCAUCUCCAAAUACACGCUGCACACGUGUCAUAUUCGAUGAGGAGACUGACCCGAAGAUGGAGAGUAAAGAAGACCAAUGGAUGGGUGUAACUGUCCAAAGUCAGGGGCCAGGAGGAAAUGUGGUGACGUGUGCACAUCGCUAUGAGAAAAGGCAGUAUGUAAACACAGUGCAGGAAACCCGGGAUAUCAUUGGAAGGUGCUAUGUGCUGAGCCAGGAUCUCACUAUUAAGGAUGAUAUGGAUAAUGGAGUAUGGAGUUUUUGUGAUGGUCGUUUAAGAGGCCAUGAGAAGUUUGGCUCCUGUCAGCAAGGUGUUGCUGCUACUUUUACUAGAGACUAUCAUUACAUUGUGUUUGGUGCCCCAGGCACUUACAAUUGGAAAGGGGUGGUUCGCGCAGAGCAAAAGAAUCAGACAUUUUAUGAUCUGGGUAUCUUUGAUGAUGGGCCUUACGAAGUUGGUGAUGAGAGCCGCCAAGAUAAGAAUCUAGUUCCUGUUCCAGCUAACAGUUACUUAGGUUUCUCUUUGGACUCUGGUAAAGGAAUUGUCUCCCAAGAUGAGAUGACUUUUGUGUCUGGUGCCCCAAGAGCCAACCACAGCGGAGCAGUUGUUUUACUGAAAAAAGAGAAAAAUCAGAGAGCGCUUUCCCUUGAGCACAUGUUUGAAGGAGAAGGGCUGGCCUCCUCCUUUGGCUAUGAUGUUGCUGUUGUGGAUCUCAACAAUGACGGAUGGCAAGACAUUGUUGUUGGAGCCCCGCAAUAUUUUGACAGAAGUGGAGAUAUCGGUGGUGCUGUGUACAUCUACAUUAACUGGCAAGGCAAAUGGGGAGGAGUAAAACCUAUUCGCUUAAAUGGAACCACUGACUCCAUGUUUGGUCUUGCAGUUGAAAACGUUGGGGACAUUAAUCAGGAUGGAUACCCAGAUAUUGCAGUAGGGGCUCCGUAUGAUGGUUUUGGCAAAGUAUACAUUUAUCACGGAUCCACGAACGGAAUAAAUACAAAGCCAGCACAGAUUCUUGAUGGUGAAAAAACAGGCACCAGUUUCUUUGGUUACUCUAUUGCUGGAAACAUGGACCUGGAUAAAAAUUCCUACCCUGAUAUUGCUGUUGGUUCCCUUUCAGAUUCUGUAUCUGUGUUCAGAUCUCGGCCUGUGAUAAGCAUUAGAAGAAGCAUUACAGUACAGCCUGACAGAAUUGAUCUAAAGAAAAAGAACCCUGAGGACCCUAGUGAAAUAUGGAUGGAUGUGAAAGCAUGUUUUCAAUAUACUGCAAACCCCAGUGAUUUAAAUCCAAGAAUAAAGAUCAACUAUACAUUUGAAGCAGAAAACGAGAGGAGGCAGUUAGGCCUGCCGUCUAGGGUACGGUUUAAAGACCACCUGUCCGAUCAGUUUACUGCAAGUACAACCCUAAGGGGGCAGAACUCAGAAGAGUGUGUGACAACCAAGCUUGUACUGCAGGAAAAAAUUAAAGAUAAGCUACGCCCCAUUCCAAUAUCAGUCAGUGUUAAAAUUGCUGGCCUGGAGUCUAGCUCACCAUCCACAAGAAAAGAGAGAGCACUUCCGGAUCUUAUACCAAUUCUAAAUUCAAAUGAAUCUGAAACAAAGACCACAAAAGUGGAGUUCUUAAAAGAAGGAUGUGGAGAAGACAAUGAAUGUCACAGCAAUCUGAAACUUCAGUACCGGUUUUGCACUAGAGAAGGAAAUGAAGACAGGUUUACUUAUUUACCGAUUGAAAAUGGCAUGCCAGUGCUUGUUCUGAAAGAUCAGAAAGAUAUUGCCCUGGAAGUAACAGUGACAAACAAUCCAUCUGAUGCAAAAAAUCCACAAAAAGAUGGUGAAGAUGCAUAUGAAGCUAAACUAAUUGCAACUUUUCCAGACAGUCUGACGUAUUCUGCAUUCAGGGAGAUGAGGGGUUAUCCUGAAAAACAGCUAACAUGUGGUGCUAACCAAAAUGGUUCUCAAGCAGAGUGUGAACUUGGAAAUCCUUUCAAAAGAAAUUCCAACGUAACCUUUUAUCUGAUCUUGAGUACCACUAAAGUUAAUGUUGAUACAACAGACUUGGACAUUAAUCUCAAGUUGGAAACAACAAGCACUCAAGUUAAUUCGACUCCAAUUACAGCUAGUGCUAAAGUGGUUCUUGAAUUGCUUUUAUCACUCACUGGAGUUGCUAAGCCUUCUCAGGUAUAUUUUGGAGGUAGCAUCGUUGGUGAGAGCGCUAUGAAAUCUGAAGAUCAUAUUGGAAACCUCAUAGAGUAUGAAUUCAGAGUAACUAACUUGGGCAGACCACUGAAAACAUUUGGUACCGCUUCCCUGGACAUCCAAUGGCCGAAAGAAAUUAGUAAUGGCAAAUGGCUGCUUUAUUUGAUGAAAAUAGAUUCCAAAGGCUUGGAAAAAGUCUCCUGUCGACCCGAGAAUGAAAUCAACAGUUUGCAUGUUGCGGAAUCCCAUAACUCAAGAAGGAAACGUGAGGUUGCAGAGAAGCAGAUUACAGACAGCAAGACGUUUUCUUUAUUCUCAGAAAGAAAAUACAAGACCUUGGACUGCAAUGUGAAUGCACGCUGUGUGGACAUAAAAUGUCCCCUGAAGGGUUUAGACAGCAAGGCAUCUAUUGUGCUGCGUUCCAGGCUGUGGAACAGUACUUUCUUAGAAGAAUACUCCAAAAUGAACUACCUGGACAUUCUUGUUAGGGCUUCAAUCAGUGUUCCUGCUGCAGCUAAGAAUGUUAAACUCACAAACGAAGUUGCUCAGGUGCGUGUGACUGUCUUUCCUGCAAAACCAGUAGCACUUUAUACAGGAGUACCUUGGUGGAUCAUCUCGGUGGCUAUUUUUGCUGGAAUACUGAUGCUUGCACUGUUGGUAUUCUUACUAUGGAAGUGUGGUUUCUUCAAGAGAAAUAAGAAAGAUCAUUACGAUGCCACAUAUCACAAGGCUGAGAUCCAUGCUCAGCCAUCUGAUAAAGAGAGGCUUACUUCUGAUGCAUAGUAUUGAUCUACUUCUGUAAUUGUGCGGGUUCUUCCAGCGUUCUAGGUACGAAGACAGUGUCCCCCGAUAUCAUGCUGUAAGAAUUCGAAAAGAAGAGCGGCAGAUCGAAGAUGGGAAAUGCAAAGAUCUUGAGACAAAACAGUGGUUCACAAAAUGGAAUGAAAAUGAAAGUUAUUCUUAGGGAAAAAUUCUUUUCAUCCACAAAGUUCAGAUAGAGGUUAAGGUUUUCAUUAAUGGAAUACUGAUGGAGUCAGAGCUAUGAACAUUCACCAUUUGAUUGUAGAUAUUACUACUUAUAUUGAAGCUUUUGUUUGCACAGUUAAAAUUGCUUCAACAGACUUUAUUUGCAUUAUUUCAUUUCCAGACUGCCUCUUUCACCCUUCAAAUCUAACUCACACUUUAGAAGAUACUGUGUUGAUUUGGGGUCUUUUCCGCAAAAUAUGCAAAACCACUACAGCAGACCUUUUCCUGUGAUCCUAAUCUUCUUCCUAGGUAUGCAAGGAAUGCAUGGUCAAGACAGGUUCUCCAUCCUUCCCUCAAUGCAUAGUCCAUUAUAAACACACAGUGGCCUUAACACACUUUGUUCAAGUAUAAUCUGAAGACCUGCAAAUCUACUUUAGUCAUAAAACUUUGCCUGCUGCAGUAGUUAGGGCGUAACAAAAAGCAUCAUCUUAAAUUACAUGUGCAAUAGGUCACAUAUUGCUCGAUUUUUUAAAAGAUCAGAUUGUGUGAUUCUUGCUCACAUCAAAUAUACACAGGUUUUUUUUUUUUUAAAGAGAAGCUUGAAUAUUAGAUGUACUUUUUGUAUAUAUAUUUUUCAGUCAUUUUUGUAUUUAUUUUUGUUACAAAUCAUUGUCUUUGACUAACUAUUAGGCCAAAGACAUAACUGAACUUUCAAAUCCACUGUGUUUUUGAACUUCAGAUUAUGAGACCUGAGGCUUUCACUGCAUUUUAAUAAGUCACUGAAGGUGCCAAUGCUUUCUAAAAUGUAAAUAUUUAUUCCAGUGAUGUGUAUGGGGGCUUGUUUUGCCUGAUACUUGUAACUUUAUGUAAUAGGAAUUAUCAGGUCUUGUAACAUGAUUUGUAUAUUACUUCAGACUAUUUAACGAUUUGGACACCAAGCAGAAGUAGGGUUCUUAGAUACAGUUUUAUACUUACUACAAGAAAGCGAGAGGUUCUCUGGAAAAAGCUUUCCAGCUUCGUAAGGACUUCCUGUUUGGCAAAAGGCAUUGACUACUGCAACUGUUAUAUAGCACUUGAAGGAGGCUAUAAAUGCCUAACUUAUAACUAUGGGGAUCUGAGCUGAUCCACAUUGAGACUACUGAAUCGUCUUGAAUACCUGAAUGUUGAUAAAAGUAGAACCACACUGUUGUGUUUAUCAGUAAUCUAGUUAUUGUAACAUAACUGAUAAGAAGAGUUUACUUUUUUACCCAUGUUCUAAAGUGUUGGUACUAUUUAAGAACAAAUAUUUAAUUCACAAUUGUUUAUUCCAUAUAAAACAAAAGUAUGCAUGUUAAUUGCUAGUAAUUUGAACUAUGCAAAAACCUCUUGGUGCUUUUUUCCCCCUCACAGGGUAAAAACCCACUAGGAGGGCAGUUGUCAAGUGUCCUAUUUUUACUACUAACUUUGAACAUACCUUCUUGGAAGGUGUGGUCACCUAAAAAGUUACCAUUAUGGAAGAGUGCAUUAAUUUAAUAGACUCUUCUUCCUCCCACUAGAUAAUCUCAGUAUGUUGUGACCCUGAUUUUAUGAACACUUACACAUGUAUUUAGCUGUUACCCAGUUUUUGAGCUUUUAAAAUUCUAGCUUAUUUGCUGAAAGGCUCAGCAGCAUCAGAAGCCAGGCUAAUCAGGGGCUGAGAAGCUUGACAAAUAGCCUUGGCUUUAAAAGCAGAUUGUGGCCCUCGCCUAAGAACAUGAAUGUCUUAGCAGUGUUAAACUGAAAGUUCUUGAAAAAUAAGUCAUGUCACUGGUAUACUUUAAUCUCAAACUUUUUUCAUACCAGCUAGCAAUGCUACAUCAUUCCAUGAUAAGAAAUUACCUGUGGAUAUUUGUAUAGAAGUGUGAAAUAAAUUUUUUUUUUAAUUAAACAUUGUUUUGGUAAUAGUGAUUUCUUAUCAUAAUUAACUGAGGCAGCCAUAAGUCACUAGAAGAGUAAGCUGAAAGUUGCAAGCUUUAACAAAUUGUCUCAUUCUCAGUACUGCCAUGUCUCAGUGCCCUCCCCCAUGCAAAGGGGCAGAUAAGGCACCUGCAGGUGAUAACACAAUCUCACACUCACAGGCUGUCUGCUGCUUGCUGCAGUUUCCAGCAUUGGUAGAGUCAGGCACGGAGUCUGGCAGAGCAGGCUCUGGCAAAGCACAAAGUAUCAGCUCCUGUGGGGCAGAGCUACCCUCUCUCCCUCCACACUUCACUCAUGCUGCCCAGGGAAACCUUCAAUGCAAGCAGUCUUCUAAAAGCUCCCCUGCCAGAAGGUGUUUCUGUAACUAGGGGAGAUGGAUGUAUCCCCCAAAAUUAGUCAAGGAUUUCACAUACCUCUCUGUAUUUAGCAGUGGAAGUUUGAUACUGACAGUCAAUCACAUGAUUGCAGGGUAC